This is a messenger RNA of Acaulospora morrowiae, 558 nucleotides long. The record is from the annotation of a GenBank genome assembly. Lineage: Eukaryota; Fungi; Glomeromycota; Glomeromycetes; Diversisporales; Acaulosporaceae.
AUGUUAGUUGAAAGAAGACUUAGGUACAUUACCGCCAGCAUUCUGGGAAUUCCAUUGAUCAUCUUGACAUUUCUUUGUCCUAUUAUAGAACUUUUGAAAUUUCGAUACUUUAAUCAAAUCCCUGGGGAGCUGUCCCUUUCAAAUGUUAUUAUCGAGUAUUGUUAUUUAGUGGUCUCGUUCUCAAUACCAUGCAGUUUAUUAUUAUCGGCCAUAUCCAAUUAUUGUCGACCUAAAGCCCUAGCGGAAACCAUGAAGGAAGAAUUAUUCCCCGUGCUUUUCAUUUGGGUAAUUGUCGCCGCGGUCUACACAAUUAUAACUGCAAAUGAAAUGCACGAGAUCCCCGCAAACUGUCCAUCACCAGAAACUUAUUUCUAUGAGAAGCCCUAUUAUUAUACAGCGUGUAGGGUUCGCCUAACAAAUCUAAUUUCCAUGUGGUUGUUUGUGUUGUUUGGAGGAUUAUGGGUGAUAGGUGCGUGCUUGGGGAUUUUGCCGAAAGAUAAUGAUCUAAAACGAUUGACCGGACAAUAUGAAGAGGAUGGUCAGAGUCUUCUGUGGUGA